Anisakis simplex (herring worm) is the source of this 315-nucleotide messenger RNA. The record is from the annotation of a GenBank genome assembly. Lineage: Eukaryota; Metazoa; Nematoda; Chromadorea; Rhabditida; Anisakidae.
AUGCUCGAUGGUUAUCGAGUGUUUUUCUUUCACAAAUGGUUAUCUCGAGGGCGUGUCGUCGAGCGUUUCUCCGACCUCAGCAAUGAAUUUGAAGUAUUUUUCAAGGCUCAGAAUAAGCCGAAAUUCAAAGAAUUUCUGAAGGCUUUUAUGAAGAAACUGGAGAACCGGAUAAGGAAGGCAAAGAUGAACAAUGCUGCAAUAUUCGAAAAACUCUCAGUUGUUCUUGAUGCGGGAAGAGACGGCGAGUUGUUACCAGAAACACAAAAAAUUGAAAUUUUGGACCAUGGACCAUGCAGCAUUGGAAAACGCAUUAAG